UUGAAUUCAAGCAUGUAAUUUGGUUGAGGUAGAAAAUUUCAGAGCAAGUGGUAAGAACGUGGUGCUGCUUAGACGAUGGCACGGGUUCAAAACACACAGUGACAGAGUUAAAGCCAUCGUUGAGGUUCCUCGGAUCAAAGAGUUUCUGGGGUCCGCGGAAAAGAAAAAAAAAAUAUGGAUUUUUGGAAGGUGGGUUUCCUUGGCCUUCUUUGUGCUGCUUCUGUUUUUGCAACUGGGGCUGUGGAGUUGGGUCGGCAUCAACCUACUGAGAGAAUUUCAGGUAGUGCUGGUGAUGUGUUAGAAGAUGAUCCAGUGGGAAGGUUGAAGGUUUUUGUUUAUGAACUUCCAAGCAAAUAUAAUAAGAAAAUUCUGCAAAAGGAUCCUAGAUGCCUAACUCAUAUGUUUGCUGCUGAGAUCUUUAUGCACCGGUUUCUCUUAUCUAGCCCUGUCCGAACCCUUAAUCCUGAAGAAGCUGAUUGGUUUUAUACCCCUGUAUACACCACCUGUGACUUGACACCGAAUGGCCUUCCUUUACCUUUCAAGUCACCGCGAAUGAUGAGAAGUGCCAUACAGCUAAUUUCUUCAAACUGGCCUUAUUGGAACAGAACUGAAGGGGCAGAUCAUUUCUUUGUGACCCCUCAUGACUUUGGGGCAUGUUUCCAUUAUCAAGAAGAGAAAGCGAUUGAAAGAGGAAUUCUUCCAUUGCUACAGCGUGCUACCUUGGUUCAAACAUUUGGACAGAGGAAUCAUGUGUGCUUGAAAGAAGGCUCAAUCACCAUUCCUCCGUAUGCUCCACCACAGAAAAUGCAUGCACACCUAAUCCCUGAUAAGACUCCCAGAUCCAUUUUUGUUUACUUCCGAGGACUGUUUUAUGAUGUUGGAAAUGACCCUGAAGGUGGUUACUAUGCAAGAGGUGCAAGAGCAGCAGUGUGGGAGAACUUCAAGAACAAUCCACUGUUUGACAUUUCCACUGAGCAUCCAACGACAUAUUACGAGGACAUGCAACGAGCUGUGUUCUGCUUGUGUCCACUUGGGUGGGCUCCUUGGAGCCCGAGACUGGUUGAGGCUGUGAUAUUUGGCUGCAUCCCAGUUAUCAUUGCAGAUGAUAUUGUUCUGCCAUUUGCUGAUGCAAUCCCAUGGGAAGAGAUAGGUGUAUUUGUUGAUGAGAAAGAUGUCCCUCAGUUAGAUACAAUACUCACAUCUAUUCCACCAGAAGUCAUCUUAAGGAAGCAGAGAUUGCUUGCUAACCCUUCCAUGAAGCAAGCCAUGCUGUUCCCGCAACCGGCACAGCCGGGAGAUGCUUUCCAUCAAGUUCUAAAUGGCCUCGCGCGUAAAUUGCCGCAUGAAAAGAGCGUAUUCUUGAAAGCAGGGGAGAAGGUUUUGAAUUGGACUGCUGGCCCUGUGGGGGACCUUAAACCAUGGUAGCAGUUAUAGCAGUUCUCUGAGGCAAUUAGGAUUCUUUACAUAUCUUGGUCUAUACUUCCAAGUGUUCAUAAGUGGGGUUGGAAAUGAGAUAUAAGAUGCUAGUUUUUGUUGACAUUGUAAAUUUUGAUUGUUUUUUGUUCAGACCAUUCUUUAGAUCAUUCAAUAUCCAUUUUGCAGCUAUACUGCUCUUAUGGUAUACGCUUUUUCCCUCUGCUAUAGGAGUCCUUGUCUUCAUUCUAGAGUUGGUGACCUAGCAAACAAUGAAAAUCAAGAUCAUGAAUCAUGAUGGUAUCAAUACAUUAUAGGUUUCUUGUUUAAA
This is a messenger RNA of Cajanus cajan (pigeon pea), 1744 nucleotides long. It is a transcript of the gene GUT1, whose product is annotated as Exostosin family protein. The record is from RefSeq and is a predicted model, not a curated record. NCBI's taxonomy places the organism in Eukaryota, Viridiplantae, Streptophyta, Magnoliopsida, Fabales, Fabaceae. Gene Ontology annotation, molecular function: glucuronoxylan glucuronosyltransferase activity; 1,4-beta-D-xylan synthase activity. Gene Ontology annotation, biological process: glucuronoxylan biosynthetic process; plant-type secondary cell wall biogenesis.